AUGAUUGUGGACCACUUCCCUCAUGUUGAUGCGCCUGGGAUGAUUCGUCCGUGUCUUGAUGUCCCGUUCGUGCCUUAUCAGCGUCCGUUGAAGAGAGCGGAUGUCAAGAGGCUUGCAGAAAGCGAACCAUUCUCCUCCCUGCCUCGGAGUCUGAUCCCUGACGAAUCAACCGAUUUGGCACCGCCCGUCAUGCACUUCGCAUUGGAGAUGGUGUACGGAGCCCUCGUCGCAUAUGCCAUAGAGCGAGGCGUGGCUGUCUACUACCCCCGGACGAAACCGACGGCCAUCGCGAAGACUGCACUUGACGGAGAGGCCACCGUCGACCAGGGUGGCGAUACCGGCAGGCAGCCGAAGAAUGCCGAGGUUGACGUCGGCGCGAGCAUGGAGAGGGGCUUGCAGGCAAUGGUGGAAGACACGGCGCGCCAAUACUCACUGAUCGUCUCUUUCUACACCAACUACCAUCUCGCAAGAGACGACGUGCCUAAGACAGGAGAGAUCGAGAAGAUGUGCGCUGUUCUUGGGACUGAGCGCCCUCCGGCGUGGUACGUUGACGGUUACAAGAUCACCUGGGUACCGUUCAACCGCAAAUGA
This is a messenger RNA of Fomitopsis serialis, 591 nucleotides long. RefSeq lists its product as uncharacterized. The record is from RefSeq and is a predicted model, not a curated record. Lineage: Eukaryota; Fungi; Basidiomycota; Agaricomycetes; Polyporales; Fomitopsidaceae. The transcript has 4 exons. The coding region runs from base 1 to 591 and encodes 196 amino acids.